AUGAAGAUCCUCGAGAAAGAUUUCGCCCUGAAUCAAACUGGAACUGCUAAGCUCAUGGCGGAAGAACCCGACGACGUGUGGGUCCUCUACAACCUCAUCCUCCCCGGCGACGUCGUUUCCGCCGACACCACGCGCAAGGUUUACCUCGAUUCCUCCACCAAGAAAAACAACGCCUCACGUGUCAAGCUCACCCUCCACCUCAAAGUCACCAGCCGCGACUUCCACAAAGACUCCUCCACCCUCCGCCUCCACGGCCGCAACCUCCAACCCAACCAACAUGUCGCAUCCGGCUCCUUCCACACGCUCUCCCUCGAACCCCAGAAAUCCUUCAUCCUCCGCAAAAAUCUCUGGCAGAACGAGGCCCUCCAAACCCUGAAUGACACCACCCAAAAAGAAAAUUCCAAAUCCAAUUCCAGUUCCAUUUCCGACCUCGCCGUCGUUCUCUUCCACCCGCACCACGCCGAGAUCCACGUCGUUAAAGAAGGAGCCUCCACGCGUUGCACCAAGGUCGAAUCCUCUCCCAACUCGAGAAAAAAUGGAAACGUUUCUUCCUCCGUGUUUUUCCGCCGAGUGUUUGCGGCGUUGGUGAAGCACGUGGAUUUCAAGGUUGUGAAGAGCAUGGUGGUGACGAGCGAGGAGUUUCGCAGGUUUGCGGUGUCGGAAGCGAGGAAGUUGAGGAUACGGUGGAUCGAGGAGAACCAGACGCGCAUGGUGGUCGUGGAGGGUGGCGAUAGUUUGGAGAAAGUUUUGGGUGAUCGGGCGGUGACGGAGUUGGUGAAUGACAGCAGGGUCGGGGCGUUCAGGGAUUUGUGGGAGAUGGUGUGCAACGAUUCGGGGCGCGCGUGUUAUGGACCCAAGGAGGUGGAGCGUGCGAUAGAAAUGAGAGCGAUUGAGACACUUUUGAUUACCGAUGAUCUUUACAGGAACGAGGAAGUUGGUACGAGGCAGAGGUACUCGGGUCUGUUGAAAUCGGUGAAAGACGGUGGAGGAAGGGCUUUGGUGUAUUCGCCGAUGCAUGUUUCGGCGCCGCAACUGGAGCAGCUCACCGGCGUUGCCGCUAUUCUCCGGUUUCCCUUGCCUGAUCUUGAACUCCAAGAUGGUAAAUGGUGUUAA
Sphenostylis stenocarpa is the source of this 1113-nucleotide messenger RNA. Lineage: Eukaryota; Viridiplantae; Streptophyta; Magnoliopsida; Fabales; Fabaceae. The record is from the annotation of a GenBank genome assembly.